Messenger RNA from Diospyros lotus (date-plum), 5067 nucleotides. RefSeq lists its product as uncharacterized. NCBI's taxonomy places the organism in Eukaryota, Viridiplantae, Streptophyta, Magnoliopsida, Ericales, Ebenaceae. Bases 1 to 5067 code for a protein of 1688 amino acids. Gene Ontology annotation, biological process: DNA integration. Gene Ontology annotation, molecular function: RNA-DNA hybrid ribonuclease activity; nucleic acid binding. The record is from RefSeq and is a predicted model, not a curated record. The transcript has 3 exons.
AUGGCUCCCCGAAAAGACGUGACUCGCAGCCAGGUCGGAGCCAAUCUAGAAGCCCCGCAACAAGGAGAGAAUCCACCACCUCCAGCCAAUCCCAUGCCGGAGGACCGACUCACUAGGUUGGAAAACCAGGUCCAACAGCUAACUGAGUUGUUGACUGGUUAUCUACACCAGACCGAACAACAUCGUUCGCAUGUGCCCUCUCAGCGGGCGGAGCAUCAGUCACCUCCUCCUGCUCGGGAGCCUCGUCAAUCCCGCCAGACGGGUCAGGAAAUCCACUCCUCGGAGGCGGCAGGAUCCACUUCUGCCCCCUCGCGAGAAAGAGGGACUUCGCAGGAGAGACGAUUGCGUUUCUUAGAGAAGCAAAACCAGGGUGAAUCCCUAAGAGAUUUCGUGGCUAGGUUCAACGAAGAGGCAUUAAGUAUCGAUGAGUUUGACCAGCGAAUUGCAAUGGUGGCUCUUCAGAAUGGCUUGAGAGCUGGGCUAUUUGCUCAGUCCUUAGCCAAGACUCCACCUCGUACUUUCACAGAGGCCUUAGCCCGGGCUAAUAAGUACAUCAACGCCGAAGAGGUGAUGAAGGUGAAGCGGGCGGAACAACCUGACAGGAAAGAAAGAGAAAAAGAGAAGAAAAAACCGGCCCCAGAGCAGAAGACGGACUAUCGUCCCUCCCGAGCUCCCGAUCGCCCGAGUUUUGGGGGUGCACGUGGAAGCCCGGUGAAUUACACUCCCCUGAAUACAAGUCGAGCAGAGAUUCUCCUGGCAUUGGAGGAUAAGAAUUAUUUACGGCGUCCUCCCCCGCUGAAAUCUCCACCCAACACUCGAAGUAAAAAGAAGUAUUGUCGUUUUCACCGCGACCACGGCCAUGAUACUGAGGAUUGCAUCCAACUGAAAGAAGAAAUACAAGAGCUUAUCAACCGAGGAUACCUUCGGGAUUUCGUGGGUCGAGGAGGUACGAGCUCGGGCAAGGUAGAACCCAAGUCGGAGCAUCGAGGGAGGUCUCCUACUCGAGAUUGCUUUCGAGAGCGAAGUCGAACACCCCCCCGGAGAGAAGGAAAGCAGCCCGCCGAGGAGGGAGGACAGAAGUUUAUCUUGUACACGCUGGCGGCAGGGACAGUUCCAGGGUCCCACUCAACUGCUCCCAAGAGCACGGUAAAGGAAGGGGUGGUCAUCACAUUCUCUGAGGAGGAUCUUCCGAGUUAUCCCAGCUAUUCGGAUCCUCUGGUAAUCACUGCUCAAGUGGGAGAGUGGGAGAUGAGGCGAAUCCUCGUGGACCCAGGUAGCUCUUCAGAGAUUCUCUACAAGAGGGCAUUCCUAGGGAUGGGGUUCACGCUCGAUCAGCUAAGGCCAGUCCGUGUCCCAUUGGUGGGUUUUGAUGGAAUGGUGAUCCAUUCUGAAGGUUUGAUCCGGUUGCCCCUGACGGUCGGUAGUGGUCCUCAUAAAUCCCGAGUGACGUUGGAUUUUUUAGUGGCAGAUGUGCCCUCGGCGUACAAUAUGAUCCUUGGUAGGUCUGGGCUUAGUGCUCUGAGGGCAGUACCGAGUACGUAUCACAUGGUGUUGAAAUUCCCUACUUCGGGAGGGAUUGGCAAGGUAAGAGGAGACCAGCGGCAGGCUAGGGAAUGCUACGUGGCCUCCUUGAGUGCCACUAUGGCCAAGGGGUCAGAGUUAGACUCAAGACCGAAUCGGGAGGCGGUCCCUCAAGCUGGUCAGGGUCAGAUGGAGACGGAACAGGUCAGAAACCCGAGUAUUGGAGCAGGUCAGAGGUCAGUAAGGGAGGAGGGACAGAAUUCCGCUGCCCCUCCCACUGUGGUUACUAGUUUCAUCUUGGAAGGUCCGGAAGAGCCUAAGACUUCAGAGCCAGUGGAUGAGCUCGAGGAAGUCCCACUGGGGGAAGAGCUCGGUCGGACGGUACGAAUCAGUGCCAAGUUACAAGAGCCCUUGAGGUCCGAGAUCCUUUCACUCCUAUGCCGAUAUCAAGAUGUGUUCGCAUGGUCUACCCUAGAUAUGCCGGGGAUAGAUCCAGCGAUCAUGACACACCGCUUGGGGCUCUAUUCGGAUUGUGUGCCGGUAAGACAAAGGAAGAGGAAGUUUGCCUCGGAGCGGGCUAAAGCUAUAGAGGCGGAGGUGGAAAAGCUUAUGGAGGCUAAUCAUAUUCGGGAAGUCAAUUACCCAGAGUGGUUAGCCAACGUGGUUCUUGUCUCCAAGGGAUCGGGAAAAUGGAGGCUUUGUAUUGAUUUUAAAGAUCUUAACAAGGCUUGCCCGAAAGACAGUUACCCCCUGCCCAGGAUUGAUGCGUUGAUUGACGGAACAGCGGGGUGUCAGCUAAUGAGCUUCCUGGAUGCAUUCCAGGGGUACCACCAAAUCCCACUACACCUUGAAGAUCAGGAAAAGACGGCCUUCAUCACGGAUAAGGCUACCUAUUGUUACCGAGUUAUGCCCUUUGGGCUGAAGAACGCUGGAGCUACAUAUCAGAGGUUAGUCAACAAAUUGUUCAAAGCUCAACUCGGUCGAAACAUGGAGGCUUACGUGGAUGACAUGUUAGUCAAGAGUCUAUUGGCUGAACAACAUCCGGACGAAUUGGAGGAGUGCCUCAGAACCUUACGCCAGUAUCAGAUGAAGCUCAACCCGGCCAAGUGUGCCUUCGGGGUUACAGCUGGUAAAUUCUUGGGGUUCAUGGUGCAUUACCGGGGAAUUGAGGCUAACCCUUCGAAGAUAAAAGCCAUACUCGAGAUGCCUCCCCCUCGAAGUAUCAAAGAAGUGCAGAGGCUAACCGGGAGGAUAGCAGCUUUAGGGAGGUUCUUGUCAAGAUCUGCGGAAAGACAGUUGCCAUUCUUUAAGGCCUUGACUCGAGUCCAGAAUUUUGCAUGGACAGAGGAAUGCCAGGAGGCAUUUGAGCAGCUAAAACGAUGUCUAGUCUCCCCCCCAGUCCUGGCAAAACCACAGCCAGGAGAGUCACUAUAUAUUUACCUAGCUGCCUCGGAUGAAGCUGUCAGUUCGGUUUUGGUACGGGAGGAAGACAAAAUCCAAAAGCCGGUCUAUUAUGUGAGCAAAAGGUUGGCUGGCGCUGAGAUUCGUUACACUCCAACAGAAAAGUUGGCCUAUGCCCUAGUCAUCUCCGCUCGAAAGUUGAGACCCUACUUUGAGGCACACCACAUUAUCGUCCUAUCAAGUCAGCCGCUGAGGCAUGUGCUGGGAAAGCCGGACUUGUCGGGGAGGAUGCUCAAAUGGGCAGUAGAGCUGAGUGCUUUCGACAUCGACUAUCGACCUCGGCCGGCCAUCAAGGCACAGGCUCUUGCCGACUUUAUCGUGGAAGGCACCCUACCAGAUGAAGCAAACGAGGGGAUUUCCCAGACUUGGACUCUCUCUGUAGAUGGCAGCUCAAGUGUCGGAGGCAGUGGCGCUGGAUUACUACUGCAGGGCCCCGAUGGCCAGGCUUGGCCGUAUGCCCUCCACUUCGAGUUCAAUGCCUCUAACAAUGAGGCCGAGUAUGAGGCGCUCAUUGCCGGGCUCAGACUAGUGGAACAGAUGGGAGUCAGGGAUCUGGAGGUAUAUUCUGACUCAAAUUUGAUUGUGCAGCAGGUCACAGGAGAGUUCGAGGCUCGAGAGGACGUCAUGGCCCAAUACUUGGCGAUAGCCAAGGAUCUUAUGGCACGAUUUCGGAUAGUGAAAAUCAAUCAUGUCCCACGAGCGCAGAAUGCAGUGGCGGAUGCUCUCUCGAGGAUAGCUGCUUCUUCCUUCCCUAGGAAUUCCCGAGCUGUUUACAUGGAGUCGUUGCCCCAGAAGAGCAUAGAGACUGAGGCAGAGCAGCUUUGCGUAGAAGGGGUUGAAAGUUGGAUGGAUCCCAUCGUAGCACAUCUGACCAAGGGAUGGCUACCUGAGGAGGAACUGGAAAGUCAAAAACUCAAGCGCCAGGCUGCCAAGUUUCUACUGGUGGGAUCAGACCUUUAUAAGAAAUCCUUCACUCAGCCGCUACUGAAGUGUGUGGGGCCGGUCGAAGCCGACUACAUCCUAAGGGAAAUCCACGAGGGGAUUUGUGGCAGUCACAUCGGAGCUCGGUCUCUCUCCCAGAAGGCACUUCGGCAGGGGUAUUACUGGCCGACAAUGAUGAGCGACGCUGGGCAUUUGGUCCAGACUUGUGAGAGAUGCCAAAAAACCUCCAACCUGGUUCACACCCCGGCAGCCGAACUCACCCACCUGGCUUCACCUUGUCCGUUUGCCAGGUGGGGAGUCGAUAUCCUCGGGCCUUUUCCACUAGCGGCUGGACAGAACAAAUACUUGAUAGCAGCCAUCGACUACUUCACUAAGUGGGUGGAGGCCGAGCCUGUGGCGACUAUUACAGGUCGGAGGGUAAAACAGUUCCUUUGGAAAUCCAUCGUCUGCCGGUUUGGUAUUCCAAGGGUACUAAUAACUGACAACGGCACCCAAUUCGAAGACCGAUCCGUGCAAGAAUGGUGCCGAGAGUUGGGGAUUAAGCAACAUUUUACCUCGGUCGCCCAUCCUCAAGCUAAUGGGCAAGUAGAGCUUACGAACAGGACCAUUCUACAAGGACUCCGAGCUCGGGUUGAAAAGGCAGACGGCCAAUGGGUAGAUGAGCUCCCCAGUAUACUAUGGUCUUAUCGAACCACACCGCGAACGGCUACAGGAGAAUGCCCUUUUACAUUGUGUUAUGGCUCGGAGGCUCUCAUCCCUGUCGAGAUUGGGGUGAGGAGCUAUCGAGUGGAGCAUUUCGAUCCCGAGAUUAACGAGCAAGGGCUAAGGUGCAACUUGGAUUUGAUGGAUGAGCUCCGAGAUCUGGCACGAAUUCGACAAGCCGCAUAUAACCGGCGCAUUGCUAGGUACUACAAUCGACGAGUCCACGCUAGGAGCUUCAUGCCAGGAGACCUUGUCCUACGACGGUUCGACGUGAGCCAUCCUCGGGACAUGAAUAAACUAACUCCGAAUUGGGAAGGGCCGUACCGGGUGGUGGAAUCCCUAAGCUUCUCUUCAUCUAAUAGCAAUUGUCCAAAGGAUCAUACUUCGUCGAAGAAAAAUCCAAGGGUCACGAGCCCUAGGCCGUUCUCAAAAGAGGACUGA